GUUCAUCACUUCACAAGCAAAUCAGUACAGACUCUGUCUUUGCAUUCAAGGAGGAUGGAGAACGGCACCGAGGGCAAUAACUUCUACAUUCCCAUGAACAACAGGACUGGGAUUGUGAGGAGUCCUUUUGAAUAUCCACAGUACUACCUGGCAGAUCCAUGGCAAUUCAAAGUGCUUGCCGUCUACAUGUUUUUCCUGAUCUGUUUUGGUUUUCCUAUCAACGCUCUGACGCUGGUGGUCACAGCUCAGAACAAGAAGCUCCGGCAACCUCUUAACUUCAUCCUGGUCAACCUGGCUGUGGCUGGAUUGUUUAUGGUCCUCUUUGGAUUCACCAUCACCAUCACAUCUGCUCUUAAUGGCUAUUUUGUUUUUGGACCAUUGGGUUGUGCAGUUGAGGGCUUCAUGGCUACUCUUGGAGGUGAAGUUGCCCUCUGGUCACUGGUAGUGCUGGCUGUUGAGAGAUAUGUUGUGGUCUGCAAACCAAUGGGAAGUUUCAAGUUCACUGCUGCUCAUGCUGGAGCUGGAGUUGCUUUUACCUGGAUCAUGGCUUUGGCUUGUGCUGCUCCUCCACUUGUUGGAUGGUCCAGGUAUAUUCCUGAGGGAAUGCAGUGCUCCUGUGGACCUGACUACUACACCCUGGCCCCAGGCUUCAACAAUGAAUCCUAUGUCAUAUACAUGUUCGUCUGCCACUUCAUUAUUCCAGUUAUCACCAUCUUCUUCACUUAUGGAAGCCUUGUGCUGACAGUCAAAGCUGCUGCAGCUCAGCAGCAGGAGUCAGCAUCCACCCAGAAGGCUGAGAAGGAAGUGACACGCAUGUGCAUCCUGAUGGUCAUUGGAUUCUUGGUAGCUUGGACCCCAUAUGCCAGCUUUGCCGCGUGGAUCUUUCUCAAUAAGGGAGCCGCCUUCACUGCUCAGUCCAUGGCUAUUCCUGCAUUUUUCUCAAAAAGCUCUGCCUUGUUCAAUCCUAUCGUCUACGUGCUGAUGAAUAAACAGUUCCGUAACUGCAUGCUGACUACUAUUGGAAUGGGUGGCAUGGUGGAGGAUGAGUCCUCAGUAUCAGCCAGCAAGACAGAAGUGUCCACUGCAGCAUAGAAGACUUGCAACAACUCUGAUGGAUUUUUCACAUGGACUUAUAACAAUAUUUCAAGACAGAGACUGUUUUCUGGUUUGGUCACUCAUAAUGGCAUCCCGAGGAAUUGCUAUCAGAUUACGACAGGCUGCUACUACAUCACUGCAACACCUCAAGGGAAAGAAAUAUACACAGUGCUGUCAAAACAAAGGAGGCACCUUAAAUCCAACAUCAGUGAGAGGCUCUUAUGCUUCUAUAAAAAUGUGGGGUGUGUUACCUGAGUGUGAAUCCAAUCAGCCCUAGGAGCACCACCAGCACAAGGACUCAGAAUUUACAUCAGUAGUGAUUCCACCAACUUGCCCUGUAGAGAAUAUUCAGACUAACCACACAGCAUCACAGAGCCACCCUAAGCAAAGGAAGCCUUUAUCCUGGUGUUUCCUAUAUUUUGAUGAUACAUGUAUAUUCAUAGCAAGCUUGUUUGUGAUACUAAUACAAUACAAUAUGGUAAUAAUUUUCCAGUUCUGAAGUUUCUCUUCUGCUGUGUGGGCAUUUUAUUUUUUUGUGGGUCAGCAUUUAUUUUGCUGGUCAAUUGUAUGUCACCACUGUAUAUAUUUUAUAAAUGUUUCAAAAAAUGUAAAUGUAGUUUAAUAAAUGCAUGCAUCCAAA
Molecule: messenger RNA, 1735 nt
Organism: Myripristis murdjan (pinecone soldierfish)
Lineage: Eukaryota; Metazoa; Chordata; Actinopteri; Holocentriformes; Holocentridae
Product: green-sensitive opsin-like
Exons: 5
Coding region: 55-1092 (345 amino acids)
Biological process (GO): visual perception; phototransduction; G protein-coupled receptor signaling pathway
Cellular component (GO): membrane
Molecular function (GO): G protein-coupled receptor activity
Source: RefSeq, a predicted model, not a curated record